AUGCUGAAUUUGGGGAGACGCGUCGCAAAGUGGAGCCUCCAGCGGUUCUCCACGGCGAUUAAUGGCCGCCGUAUACUGGACGAAGGCGACUGGUUUUACUCCGGCGAAUGGUGGGCCGGCGGCUCUGCCAGUAGCCGCACCGUAUUUCGAGAAGUUUCACAAAACGGAAACGGUGUCGUCACUGUAGUAGCUCAUCCUUGUUCUAAACCUGACAGAUUACACUGGGGAAGAACUGAAAGAUGGCUUGAUCAGAGGUAUGCAGAGAUGCAUCCGGGUUCUAAAAACGAGCAGAAGUUCAAAGUUUGUGCUUAUGAAUGGAGAACACUUCACUUUAACGAGAAUACUCUCCAAAGUGCAGUAAAAGUAAUGUCCGCAUACAGAGAAAACGAUCCUGACUCUUUUUGCAUUAUCCAACAGGCGCAUUGUUUGGCCAUACCAUAUGUGAAGAGCAUGGUAUCUGCUGGUUUGACCACCAUCUCGUUGUGUAAUUCUGAUCUCAUGAAGAAUGCUGUAGAGGCGAAACAAAAUAUGAAAAUUUUGUGCAUUGGGCAUGGUGGAGGGAGCAUACCUUUGUAUUUGGCUAGUAAGAUACGAGGUGCUGUAGUCCACAUAGUCGAAAUCGACCCAAUUGUAAUCUCAGCCUCAACCCAAGCAAUGGGCUUCCCAGCUUUAUCAAUCAUGAACCAAUACGGCAAACGGGCACUCCCAAAGUCCAGCCUGAUUGAGAACUUAAUGUGGAGAGGUACUCACGAACGGCUCCAUUUGUUCAAUUUGGAUGCCGAGAAAUUCAUCCUGGAUGACAAUUCUAACGUAUAUGACCUCGUCUUCAUCGAUGCCUAUGAUGGAGAAGAUAUUUUUCCCCGCAAAUUAUGGGACCCUCAUUCCCCAUUCAUCCAGAACCUGAAAAAUCGGAUCCAUCCAAGGCACGGGACUGUUGUCGUCAACCUUCACUCGGAUGUCGACUUAGAAGGCAGCGACUCAAACCCACAAGACCGCUCGUUUUUGUCAAUGGGUAAAUAUACAUACCAAGUGUGCCGUGCAUAUAGAGAUGUUCUGUUAGAGGGAGAGAGUUCAAUGUGCGGUUUGGCAUACAUGGUUCCCGUGCCUUGGUUGUGCAAUAUAUCGCUCGUUGUGUGUAGGGGAUUAGGCAGGUCCAAGGAUAGUUCGGGCUCGAGUAUGGUUUUGAACGCUUUGAUUGCUGAGGCCCUUGAGGUUGAUAGACUCGUCGGUAUGCCGUUUUCUUGUUUGCAGUAUAUAAAGAGAGGUUUUACUCCAGUGGGAUAA
Molecule: messenger RNA, 1284 nt
Organism: Striga hermonthica
Lineage: Eukaryota; Viridiplantae; Streptophyta; Magnoliopsida; Lamiales; Orobanchaceae
Source: the annotation of a GenBank genome assembly